Molecule: messenger RNA, 6640 nt
Organism: Linepithema humile (Argentine ant)
Lineage: Eukaryota; Metazoa; Arthropoda; Insecta; Hymenoptera; Formicidae
Product: cytospin-A-like
Biological process (GO): actin cytoskeleton organization
Cellular component (GO): microtubule organizing center; filamentous actin
Molecular function (GO): protein binding
Source: RefSeq, a predicted model, not a curated record
AUCCAUGUGGUCUUGUCAGGUAGGCGGUCCAACGACGUCAGCGCGCUCGUCUGGAAGCGAUUGCCGGGACGCUCCUGCGAGAGUAAGCGAGACAGAUAAAACGCCUAAGAUCGAUGCGCGAUCGUGAAUGGCGAGCGGAUUUUCAAUUUGAUUUGGACGCCAUUGUCAAGAACAGCUGAGUAAAGGUAGCUACGAGAUUGCAGAUAAGUGCGGUAACUUUAGAAAUUUUUAACAUGUUGGUUGCACGCCGGUUACUAUCGCGCAUUACUUCGUUAAUUAUACGGUGAACCAAUCAGGAUAAUAGCUCAACGGGUCACGUGAUUCGUUGCACACGAAGCUACAUUCGAAUAAUCAACAUUUUGUGGUUUACGCAAGUUGUCGUUACAUCGAUUAAAACGAAGCCGCGUUUCCGUCACGUAAGCGCGUAUCGGAUGCGUGCCGCGAGUGAUUUUCGUCAGUCGCACAAAGGAAAUCGCGUGUCAGCUAAUAACUGCCUGAAAAAGGGGGAAGGAAACGCGUAACAAUCGCGCUGCGAAUCACAUCGCCGACGCGAUCGCGUAUCCGCCAUAUGCCGUGCGUAAUUUUUACGGGAACGGUGCUUCGGAGUGAUAAUAAACGUUUCUCCGUUCGCGUAUAUGUGUGUUAGUGCAUCGAUUAUAUGUUUCGUGCGGUUUUUGGCGAUCGCGAAGCGAACCCGCGUAUCGUCGUUGGAACUCGAAAGGAGAUAUCGAAAGGGAACAACAAUGUUCGAAGGUGUGCGAGGAUUCGCGGUGCUGCCGAAAGCGCGACUUCGUCCUCCGAUGAGACUCGAAGCGGGAUGUCCGUGGGUUCGGGCGGGCGGGCACCGUUUAAGCGGACCACGCAGAAUACUCUACCGCUUGCGAAAAAGUCCAACGACAAUCGGGCGAAGCCCUCAGGACCGACGGCGGCAGCAGCAACAGCAGCAACAACAACAACAACACCGAAACCAGCGCCGAGCGCAGGACGGAAGAAGGACGCGGUCGCGUCGCUCUUCAGCGCAAGGAGGCCGGCGAGCAGAAAAGUCGAGCGCACCGUCGUCCGCGGAGGACCCAAGGCGACGAAGCCGGCGGACCAGCGGCUAAAAGGACAGCCCAGCCAGCAGCAAGCGGCGCAGCAGCAACCGGCGUCGCUGCGCCAGGCGCCGAGCGCCUCCUCGCUGGAGGCGAAGAGCGACGUUCCGUCGGCCGGGAACAACUGGGCCGGCUCUUUGGGUAGCAAGGAGCCGGCCAGACCCAAGGCGACGACGACCGCGGCGAAGAGCUCCGCCAAGGCCUCCAGGAUGCAGGAGCUGGAGCGUGAGAUCGAGGUCCUGCGCAAGGAUCGCGCGCGUCUCGAGGCGAAUCUACGCGACGCGGCCUCCGACGUUCAGAAUCUGCGCGAGCUGCGUGCCGAACUCGCUUCUCUCAAGGAGCAGCACAGUCUGGAGCUAGAACGUCUUACUGAGGAGAACGAAGCACUUCGCGUUCAUCUGAGGAACGUGGCACAUUCUCCGCUGUCGGAUUCGGAAAAGCAGCAGCUGCUAGAUGCCUCGAGGCUCCACAAUUCUGCGCCGGCCUCUAUUGCCAUUCCUCAGGACGAUGGUUCUGUACACAACACCAGUACACCUCAGGAAGGAGCUCAGUGCACCACGCCGGACUGGGACAAGCACUCUUCCAGUUCGAUGUCGGAGGUUUCGGUCGCAUGCUUGCAGGACAGGAUCCUACAAAUGGAGGAAACGCAUUACUCCACAAACGAGGAGUUGCAGGCAACUAUUCAGGAGUUAAGCGAUCUACAGGCACAACUAACAGAAUUGCAAGCUGACAAUGAAAGGUUGACUGAGGAGAAGGGAGUUUUGCUGGAGUCACUGUGUCGUCAGACGCAGAAGCUGGAGGAUUCUCGAUCCAAGGUCUACACUUUGGAGGAACUGCUCUUAAGGGAGGAACAGCCACAAGAAGCGUCUAAUGGUUAUAAUACGGAAAGGGAGCAGAAACUGGUAGAUCUUUUGAAAAGCGCGCAAGAGGAACGAGAGGCUCUACUUCUGAAGCAAGAGGAGUUAACCAGCGAACUGAAGAAUCUGAGAGCGACCGCUGACGUCAGUGCGGCGGAAACGGAACGUCUGACGAAAUGCGUCGAAUUACUGGAGGCGUCUGUAGACGCCGCAAACAACGAACGAAAGCAGCUAGACAUGGAAUUGGCGGAAGCCAGGCAGGAGGGCGCGAAUCGUAGCAUAGAAAUCAGCAGAUUAGCGACUCUGCUGGAAAAUGCGCGGGCAAAGAUCGAGGAGCUUGAGCAGUCGAGGCAGCUAGAGAACAAGAGUGAAGCGGACGAAUUGCUAGAUGCAGCCAGAAGGGAAAAGGACACAUUAGAAACACAAGCGGCAGCUCUGCAGGAACAAUUGGCGCGCUCGCAUUGCGAUCAUGAUCGAUUGCGGGAUCAAUACUCGCAGCUUCAGGAAGAAUACAAGGUGGCUCGAAAUAAUGCGAAAUCCGCCAUAGACGACUUGGAGUAUCGAUUGAUUCAGAUGAAAGACGAGCGGCUAUCCGUGAACACGGAACUGCAGCUCGUCCGAGAUUCUCUGGCGGAACUGCAGGCGCAAUGCCAACGACACCUGGAAGACAAGCGGGAGCUGAAGGCCGCGCUGAGCGAAGCGCAGCGAAGGGAACGCGAGGCGCAAACACGCCAAUACGAGUUGGAACGCGCGUUGGCCGACGAACGUAAACUGAGGCAGGAGGAAAGCGCGGAAUGGCAGCAAUUCCAGACCGAUCUGUUGAUGACCGUGCGUGUCGCUAACGAUUUCAAAACCGAAGCUCAGAGCGAGCUGGAACGCGUCGUCAUGGAGAACAAGGCGCAGAGAGACAAGCUCAGAGUGCUGGAGGCGCAGCUCGAUAAAUUGAACAAAGAUAGCACUGCAGCGAGUUGCUGUAAGACACUCGAUACCACUAACGGGGAUAAACGGAAAACGGCGAGCGUUAUACUAACGCGCGGUCGGACGAUUCUAAAGAAGCGUUAUGAUUCGAGAAAGCACAUGUUACGAAAUGGUUUGUCCAAAGUGACGACGAGCGGUUGGGACAGGCAUAAAGCGAAGCCCGAGAGCGUCAAUGUUCUCGGUCAAAACGGAUUUGAUUCGCCGGGUAAUAGCGCGAUUGCCGCGGACGAUUCGCCGGCGCUGAAGAAAGCCAUUAAACUGGAGGACAAAUUGAUUUCCGGCGAGGAGAUUGAAUUCCAUCCCGACUUCCGCAUGGGCAGCCGGCACGCCGAGUGCGCCUCCGAAAAAACAGCCGCACAUUUAACGAACGAGAAUUCGAGACAAUCGGAGAGUGAAUUUUCCAAGUUCUACUUAACUUUGAACAACAGAGAGUCAGAUGAGACUGACGGGCCGACUAAUAAAUCUCCAAUAAUUGCGAAGGAUUAUCCGAAGCUGUACGUCACCGUCACGAAUGCGUCGGAGAAGGAUGCGAUGUCCAAAAAUUCCUUAUUGAAAGGCAUUCGCGGUAUUCAACACGCCGACGGGGACUCGUACGGUAUUAACAUCUCGAACAGCCGAUUCUUCGUGUCGAAGGACUACAUAUUUUCCGGUGUGGAGUGCGCGAUGAACGAUUUGAAGUUCGAGGUCGACCCGGAAAUGGGGAAACUGUUGCAGAGGAGUUACAGCACUCCGCGGAUGGGCACGAGGCCGUCCGUUCUAGUCGACAUCGAAACAGAUCCGUCGUCUUCGGAUAACGCAAAAGCGGAAACUUUGACGGCGCCGAAGGACUCGACGAAGCAGCGCGAAGGUUCCAGACACGUAAAAACGCUUUCAGACACAUCGGCCGUGAUUCUGAGACCAAAGGAAAGCGAUAUCGUCGAACGUAGGCAGAGGCUGUUUUUGAAGAAGCGCGAUUCGAAACCGAACUGCGAAGUCAUCGACUCCCUUUUGGACGAGAAAUCGAACACGUCUACAGCGUUACAAUCUGGAAAUCACGCCGAAUCGUUAGAUAGUGUACACAAGAACGAAGAGAAAUCACGUGAAGCAAAAACGGAGAGUCAUAAAAAUUCUCCCGCAUUGAAAUCGCCUCGUUUAAAAGACGAAGCGGCAACACGGAAAAUACUGAGCAAUAAUCAAUUGUGGACAGCAAAACAUGUUAUCAUCGACGACAGCGAAAUUACGACCAAACCUACAUCUGAUGUAAACAGCAGAAGUUUCGACAGAGUCGAAGAGUCAAAAAUAGGCUCGUCUAACAAACAUAUCGAUACAAAGUCGCCGAGAUUAACAGAAAAUACAAGUGCCGAAUGUGAAGAAAAAACGAGUCCUAGCGACAUGCCAAGUGUUAUUUUAGCGAGGCGGAAAUCGUAUCCGUUAUUGACGGAAGCGUCGUCUCAAUCAGAAUAUCCCUCACCGGUCACUUCACCACGCACGUCGACAAUAAUAUUGAGUGAACAAGACGAUUUGCAGACAGGCGCAGACAAGAACGAUACUCAGAAUGGGAAAACAGCUCCGUCCGAGAGUGAAUAUCGUGCGACGAGCGCGUUAUCGCAGUCGCAAAGUAUCGCGGACUCAAAGUCCGUUUGUAAAGAUGAACCUGCGCCAAUGGGACGGACGUCGUCGUUGAAAGAAAAGUUUGAGACGAUCGUAGAGGACGUGGAGUUCAGGACUGCGCCGGGGCGGCGCUUGCAGAUAGGCAAACCUUGCGACCCUAACCAAAAGGUGAUACAACAGCCGCCACCGAGGCCGGCCAGCACGCCGACGGAGACCCAACAGUCCGUGCUGACGAGCGUGCAGCAGGAGAUCGCUGCUCGUAGGAAGGCCAACAUCUCGCGACAGGACUCGAGGCUCUCCGUGAAAUGUCUGAUCGAGAGUAUCGAGAAUGCCACGAAACAAGCUAAAGCUGGACCGGGAAGUCGUAGCAGCUCCACGUCGUCCUUGAAUUCGAUCGGAACGACGGAUAUCAUGUCUUUGAAAACUCCCCUCAGGGAUCAGCAGCAGAUCAACAAUUUAAUCUGCACGGCGAAUUCGACGAAUAACAAUAAGAUGCAAUCUACAAUCGCGAAGAAACCGGUGUCAGAGACAAAAUCAACGCCUGUGGUCUUGAGUCCGGGCGAGCUGCUGGACUCGGCAGCGUUGAACGCCAAGGCGAUCGACUUUGUGCGUCGCAACAGCGUCACCGAUCUGUCGGAGCGCAAGGAUCCUCUGUGCGGCUUAGUCAAGAACGGCGGAUCCAAACGUAACGCCUUGCUCAAGUGGUGUCAAAACAAGACGCUGGGCUAUCAGAAUAUUGACAUAACUAACUUCAGCAGUUCCUGGAACGACGGCUUAGCGCUGUGCGCGAUCUUGCACACCUACCUGCCGUGCAAAGUACCGUACGACACGUUGACGCCGGUCGAAAAGCGGCGCAAUUUCUCAAUUGCCUUCUCUGCUGCCGAGAGCGUUGGCAUACCUACUACUUUGAACAUCGGUGAAAUGUGUCAACUCGAGCGACCCGAUUGGCAACAAGUCAUGACGUACGUGACCAGCAUUUACAAGCACUUCGAGACGUAACUGAUCACCGUCCCAUUGUAUCGCCCGCCAGACGACACGUCCUACUUGUACCCGUUAAACACUCUCGAAAUCGCAAGGCGAACGAGAAAGAACAACAGCAUCUAGUCAAGCAAAUUCUAUAGGACAAGAAAGAAAGAAAUUAUGCAACAGGAACGUCCAGAGAUUCGUCAAGGAUCGUUGAAUCAGCACUGCCUACUAAUUAUAUCUCGUUACUUCACGCGCUGUAUAUACUUUCGGAUUGUAACAUAUACGGCCGUUAAAGUAUAUGCAGAGAGUUGACGGAAAAACUAAACACCAAAUGGAAUUGCUGUUAUUAUGUGAGACUGAAAACUUUAUAUAUUAUAUAUAUAUAUAUAUUUACAUAUAUAUAUAUACAUAUAUAUAUGUACACGUAUAUGCGCGCGCUUUGUAGGAGCACGGAGGACGGUAGAUUUUAUAAGAGAGAAGAAUCUUGCGUGUUAAACGAGAGAAAAGAGCUAGAUAAAGCAAGCUUUGCGAAUAGUCUUCUGCAAACCGGCACGCAGCAUAGCCUCUCGAGCAAAGCCCAAGCGCUACGCGUUUGCGAGGAGUGAAACGCGCAUUGCCUCUGCAUCGUAGUCUUUUUUACACCGUUUCCGCAACGCGAGCGAGUCGAAUCGAGUAUUGCGUUCCUCGUACCGUGAGUAUUUUUGUACGUGUAUUAUUUUUCGAGACUUUUUGUAGAGUUUACGAAAUACGAAUGUACAGAACAAAGCGCCUUAAUUUAAGAGAUCUAAUUUAUUGCAAUUAGUCGCAUUUAGUACUCUCAUCGAGCCGAGAGAUUUUCCCUAUCCACUCCCUCUCUACCCCCCCCCCCCUUUCCUCGGGAGAAAAGAAGAAUCGUUUUGCGUUUCUACUUUACAGGAAAAAGAAGGAACAAAAGGAAUUAUGUUGUGCGAAGGUUAAGUUAAGUUAAGUUCUCUGUGAUAUAGCGAGAUAGCCCCGAGACAGAGAUACAGACGUUAUCGUUAUUGCUAUUACUAUUAUUAUACUAUUAUUGCAUUAAUAUCGUCCUCAUCAUCGUUGUUGUACCAUUUAGACAAUACGGAUAUCGCUGUCUGAUGUAAAACAAUAAACUUACCUAAUGGAUAUUUAAGAUACAAUUAA